AUGGCUUCGGUUAAAGACGCAGCAACAUUAUAUCAAAGUUUAAAAACGGAAUGGGCUAAAAAACCUAGGAAGCUGGAAAAAUGUGCUGAACUUCUAAAUAAAAUUAAGAUAGCAUUAACGGGCUUAACAUUUCUGCCGAGUAAUAAUGCAGAAGCUAAUCACAAGGAAUUAAUAUUAGCGCGAGACGUAUUAGAGAUUGGUGCCCAAUGGGCAGUAGCUGCUAAAGAUGUCAAAGCUUUUGAACGAUAUAUGUCUCAAUUGAAGUGCUAUUAUUUUGAUUAUAAAGAUCACCUGCCUGAAUCUGCAUUUAUGUACCAACUUCUUGGUUUAAACUUGUUAUUCUUGUUGGCACAAAAUCGUGUAGCUGAAUUUCACACUGAACUUGAACGCCUUCCUGUAGAUGUGAUCAGAGCUGAUCCUUAUGUAAAGCAUCCUCUUGCAUUGGAACAGUACCUUAUGGAAGGAAGUUACAAUAAAAUAUUUUUAGCCAAGGAUAAUGUACCAGCUGAAAGUUACACUUUGUUCAUGGAUACACUGUUAGAUACAGUCCGAGGUGAAAUAGCUGCAUGCAUUGAGAAGGCCUAUCAAAAGAUACCAUGUGCAGAAGCAGCCAGAAGAUUAAACUUAACCACACAACAAGCUGUGUUAGAUUAUGGCAAAAAGCGUAACUGGUCUCUGGGAGCAGACAACUGCUACCAGUUCAAUACAACUGAAGAAAACUUUUCAGCUGCUAGUGGUAUUUUCCCCUCAUCAGAACUCGCUGAACAAACCAUUGAAUAUGCCAGGCAUCUUGAGAUGAUUGUUUAG
Molecule: messenger RNA, 807 nt
Organism: Leptosia nina
Lineage: Eukaryota; Metazoa; Arthropoda; Insecta; Lepidoptera; Pieridae
Source: the annotation of a GenBank genome assembly